Messenger RNA from Lithohypha guttulata, 3363 nucleotides. RefSeq lists its product as uncharacterized. NCBI's taxonomy places the organism in Eukaryota, Fungi, Ascomycota, Eurotiomycetes, Chaetothyriales, Trichomeriaceae. The record is from RefSeq and is a predicted model, not a curated record. Gene Ontology annotation, molecular function: ATP hydrolysis activity; ATP binding. Bases 1 to 3363 code for a protein of 1120 amino acids. Gene Ontology annotation, cellular component: mitochondrial outer membrane. The transcript has a single exon.
AUGUAUUCCAGCCUACAGCCAGAGCUGAGAGGUGCUCAAAGAAUCUUGCGGUCAAUCUCGUACCGAUCACCUCCCACAUCGCGCCUCGUCGUUCGAUCCUUCAACAGUUAUACGCGAUUACAAGCCAAAUCGAAUCCAGCUUCAAGCCCUGACAACACUCAAGGCACAUCGAAAGGAUGGCCUUCGUGGAUUCCUAGAGGUCCAUGGUUUCCCAAGCCUGAGCAAGAGAACGCACCUGUCGCAAACGAUGGAAAGUCUGCUCGGGGGAGGUACUGGCCGGCCCUGUCUGAGCAAGAACUGCAAGCCAUCGCAGCAUUGCAGCAGGAUAACAAGCCUGCUGACAGCAAGCCACCGGCAGGGUUUACAUGGAUCGAACAUGUGAAAGACCUUCCCACUCACUUGAAAGACCGCUCCGAGAAACCUCAAGAUCGACUUUCAAAUCAAGACCUUUAUCCAUUUUUCUAUUCCGAAAACCCUCAGCAUCAUAUGCACCAUGAGCCAGUUCCUAUGGUAGAGAUCGCUCAUCAAUGGGCAUAUUCACCCAAGCAACCUUCGAAAGAUGUGAGUGACGACGAUAGUAAACCGCAAGAGUCCAAACAUCAUGGUUCAUGGCAGAAGAGGCGUAGGAGAGCCCACGAACAAAAGCUGGCUCCAAAGAAAGAGGGUGUUCCCAAAUGGUUUUAUAGCAGCAAUAUCGUCCUCUCCGAACCUAGAGCUAAUGCGACCGUCGAUGCAAUUACCACAACCCAGCCAGCAGAUGGGAUCUCUACUUCCGAUGUAACGAGCCUAGACCAACCUCAAGAGCAAGUUCAGAAGCCCGUUCAAGAAUCUACAAAGGCUGAAACUGACGAGAAGAAACGUUCUUUGGCCAAAGGCAGAGAGCCUCCUCCACGUCCCGACAGUCCAAAGCCCACGCCUAUUGUUCCCACAUCCUAUAUAACGAACACAAAAUCGUUAUCUAACGAUCGCUACUUCAUUGAGGCCGCUCAGUACGAAGAGCUCGUAAACACUUUCAAGGGACGCUUCUCGUCUCCAGCGAAGUCUUCCAAGGACCGCAACAAAGCCUUCGCCAUGAAUCACCUCACCAUAUUACACGGCGCACCUGAUUCCGAACUAUUACUUAAUGCUCUUGUCCUUGAUCUAUGCAGUACUGUCGGAGCUGAUCGUGUCCGCCUAGACGCACAGGACAUCUCGGAGCUUAUGGCUGGGGCCGAAGUUGACCCAGAGAUCAAGGAGUCUGGGGGCCGUCUGAGCUUCAGAUUGUAUAAAGAUCUAUAUGGUUCUUCCGAUACUCAGGACUUCAUGUUCCCGCGACGUGAAGACGAGGAUGGCGACGAGGAGGAUGACGAUGGAGAUUCAGGGCCUCCAAGCAUCGAAAUACCUAUCGGCUCUUUCGUAUCAGCCUCAGGUCGAAAAGGACCAUUUGCUGGCAUAUUUGAAUCACUAGAUCGUAUGGGUGGACCUAUGCGAAAUCGCAAUCGAUCCAUGGGCGAUGGGCCACAAUUCAUGAAAUUGGAUACGGACCAGAGAGCAGGUGGCAUGUUCGACUCGAUAGUACAGUCUAUACUCUCCUCAAGUACACAAGCACAGAAGAUGAGAGAGCCCCAGAAAAAAAGAAACGAUACCGACGAUCAGCAGCAAAAGCACCAACCUGAAGAGGAAGAUCUCUCUACUCAAAGACCACUUGUCGUCCAUUUCGAGAACUAUAGGCUACUUCAGCAACACCAGAUGGCCGAAGCUUUCAUGGGCGAGUUGUUGAUUGCUGCCGACAAACGAAGAGCCCAAGGCCAGCCUAUCAUGAUUAUCGGUACCGACUCGUUAAGAUCCGACUUCCACAAAUCGAGCUCACCUCGCAGUAUCCUCGAUGUACAGGAAAACAAAUCCUAUGGUGUUUCGACCGCGAUCAUAUUGACACCUGUCUUUCCUACGCGAGAGGCCGAAGUAGCUCUGAGUGGUGAGGACCGCAAAGCUCGCAUAAGGACCGUGAAUGCUCGACAUCUACACCAAGUGCUUAAGAGCAGAGGCGUCCUUCUACAUGGACUAGAAGAUGGUUUCUGGAAUACAGACUUUAGACAAGAAAUGGGUGAACGUGACUUUGAGGCCUUGUCAGGGCAGUAUUGGCCUUUCGUCCAGGUUCAAAGGAUAGCUGCACUUAUCGCUGGCAUGCAAUCUGCCACGCCUAUCGAAGACGCCUGUCAGAUUCUGAUAGCAAGUGAUGAGAGCAAGGUCGCAUGGGCACAACGCAAUCAGCCAGAUAUUGUAAGGCAGGAACAGAAAGAAGCAGAGAAGGAACGAGAAAGACAAGACAGCAAACCCGCUCGACGUUUUCGCUUUUCUACGACUCGACACGAGAAGAAGUUGCUAAGUGGCGUGGUAGAGCCAAACAAGAUAUCGACUACUUUUAGUGAUAUUCAUAUACCUGCUGACACAGUUGAAGCUUUAAAGAUGCUCACUACACUUUCCCUGCAACGACCGGAAGCAUUCAGCUAUGGUGUUCUCAAGUCUGAUCGUAUACCUGGUCUGCUACUCUACGGCCCACCAGGAACUGGUAAGACUCUAGCUGCAAAAGCUGUCGCAAAGGAAUCUGGCGCCACCAUGCUGGAAGUUUCCGCUGCAGAUCUGAACGACAUGUAUGUUGGCGAAGGUGAGAAGAAUGUACAAGCCCUCUUCUCACUCGCUCGAAAACUCAGUCCUUGCGUCGUCUUCCUCGACGAAGCGGACGCCAUGUUCUCAGCUCGUUCAACGGGCAAGCGAGCGUCACAUCGCGAAAUCCUCAAUCAGUUCCUGAAAGAAUGGGACGGCAUGUCCAACGAUAGCGGUAGCGCUUUCCUGAUGGUGGCCACGAAUCGACCAAUGGAUCUCGACGAUGCAGUCCUUCGUCGUCUUCCUCGCCGCUUGCUCGUGGACCUACCAACCGAACAGGACAGACUGAAGAUCCUGCAAAUCCACCUCCGAAACGAGGAGCUCGAUAGCAACGUUGACCUCGCAGAUCUUGCCAAGAAAACACCUUUCUACUCCGGCUCUGACCUGAAAAACGUCGCCGUCGCAGCAGCUCUCAACGCAGUUCGCGAAGAAAACGAAGCCGCUGCGACAUUCCGUGCAGCCCAAGCAUCGAAACCCGAAGACGAGCAGGAAGAAUACAAAUAUCCCGAGAAGAGAGUGUUGACAGCCAACCAUUUCGAAAAGGCACUUGAGGAGAUUGGAGCUAGUAUCAGUCAAGAUAUGAGCAGUUUGAGGGAGAUCAAGAAGUUUGAUGAGCAGUAUGGUGAUAGAAAGGGCAGGAAGAGGAAGGCGCCGAAGUGGGGGUUUAAGAGUGCAAAGGAGGCGGAUCAGGUGCUUGAUACUGUCAAGGUUAGGAAUUAG